Cavia porcellus (domestic guinea pig) is the source of this 6749-nucleotide messenger RNA. Its product is annotated as zinc finger protein 878-like. NCBI's taxonomy places the organism in Eukaryota, Metazoa, Chordata, Mammalia, Rodentia, Caviidae. The transcript has 4 exons. Gene Ontology annotation, biological process: regulation of transcription by RNA polymerase II. Gene Ontology annotation, molecular function: RNA polymerase II cis-regulatory region sequence-specific DNA binding; DNA-binding transcription factor activity, RNA polymerase II-specific. The record is from RefSeq and is a predicted model, not a curated record. The annotation marks the transcript as partial.
CAAACAGAGCUCUGGCCAGUUGCAAUCUGGGGAUUUCGCGUGGAGGCUGAAGAGCACCUCUACUGCUUGCACCCCAGUGGUGAUGCCUGCUGUAACAACCUCACACCAAUUCUGCAUGGAAGGAGAGCAGAAGCUGACAACCCUCCGAGUACUGCACUCAGAAAGCAAGAGACAGAAUGGGAGGAUGAAGGACAGGAGCAAGCCGAAGAGGUGGUGAACUUCGAGGAUGUGGCUGUGAGCUUCACCGGGGAGGAGUGGGCUUUGCUGGAUCCAAUCCAGAAGAAGCUCUACAGAGAUGUGAUGCUGGAAACCUUUAGGAACCUGGCUGCCGUAGGAAGGGACUCAGAUGACCAGCAUGCUGAAGAUGAGUACAGAAACUGCAGGAAACAUCUAAGAAGUGAAGAGGUAGAGCAGUCCUGGCAGUAUCAACUCUGGUAUCAACAAGGUGAAAUGGUUUCUCCGACACCUGACACAAAUGUGCAAAUGAAAGUCGUUGGUAUAAAACCACGUGAAAGCGUUUCCAUCAUUACACCAAAUGAUGUGCAAAGUGGAGCAAGCAGUCGCAGUGAAGUAAAUAUGUACAUACGUGUAUCAUCGGGAAAGGAAACUCAGGCACAUAAAAAGCCCUACUUUAGAGAUUAUACCUAUGGACUUGAACAAUGUAGAAAAUCCUUCACUAACAAUUCAUUGGCUAAUGAUAACAGAAGUCACUUGGCAGAAAAACUGUAUGUAUGUAACCAGUGUGGGAAAACGUUCAGCAGAAGAGAUAGUUUGCAAAAGCAUGAAUGGAUUCACACUGCAGACAAACCCUAUGUAUGUAAGCAUUGUGGGAAAGCGUUCAGGAAACGUUUUACUUGCAGAAUUCAUGAGAGAAUUCACACUGGAGAGAAACCUUAUAUAUGUAACCAAUGUGGGAAAGCUUUCAACACCCAAUAUAGAUGUGGAAUACAUGAAAGAACUCACACUGGGGAGAAACCCUAUGUAUGUAACCAGUGUGGUAAAGCAUUCAUCAGAAAAUGUAGCUUGCAAAUGCAUGAAUGGAUUCACACUGGAGAAAAACCUUAUGUGUGUAACCAAUGCGGGCAAACUUUCACCACCCAAUAUAGUUGUCGAAUACAUGAAAGAACUCACACUGGGGAGAAACCCUAUGUAUGUAACCAGUGUGGUAAAGCAUUCAGCAGAAAACGUAGCUUGCAAAUGCAUGAAUGGAUUCACACUGGAGAAAAACCUUAUGUGUGUAACCAAUGCGGGAAAACUUUCACCACCCAAUAUAGUUGUCGAAUACAUGAAAGAACUCACACUGGGAAGAAACCCUAUGUGUGUAAGCAGUGUGGGAAACCUUUCAGCACUAGUAGUAGUUGUCGAGUUCAUGAAAGAAUUCACACUGGAGAAAAACCUUAUGUGUGUAACGAUUGUGGGAAAGCGUUCAGCACACAAAAUAUUUGUAAAGUACAUAAAAGAAUUCACACUGCAGAGAAACCCUAUGUAUGUAAGCAGUGUGGCAAACCUUUCAGCACACGUGGUACAUGUCAAAUUCAUGAAGCAACACAUACUGGGGAAAAACCCUAUGUCUGUAAUCAGUGUGGGAAGUCUUUCAGCAUGAAAUAUAGCUGGCAAAUGCAUGAACGGACUCACACUGGGGAGAAACCAUAUAUAUGCAAGCAGUGUGGGAAAGCUUUCACCACAAACACAUAUUGUAAAAGACAUGAAAUGACUCAUACUGGGGAGAAACCGUAUAUAUGCAAGCAGUGUGGGAAAGCUUUUACCACAAACACAGAAUGUAAAAGACAUGAAAUGACUCAUACUGGGGAGAAACCGUAUAUAUGCAAGCAGUGUGGGAAAGCUUUCAUCACAAACACAGAAUGUAAAAGACAUGAAAGGAUUCACACUGGAGAGAAACCCCAUGUAUGUAAGCAAUGUGGAAAAGCUUUUGCCACAUACAGUGGUAUUAGAGUACAUAAAAGGACUCACUACAGAGAGACUGUAUGUAUGUAAGCAAUGUGGGAGAGCUUUGAAGACUAAAAAGUGUUGUCGAGUUCAUGAAAGUAUUCACACUAAUGAGAAACACUAUGUAUGUAAGCAUUGUGGGAAAGCUUUCAGCAGAAAAUAUAGAUGGCAACAUCAUGAAAGGAGUCACACUGCAGGGAAACUACAUAUGUGAACACUGUGAGAAAGCAUUCAGGACAAAAGAUGAUAGGCGAAAACAUGAAAGGACUCACUGUAGAGAAAGCCUGUGUGUGUAAGUGAUGUGGAAAAUCUUUCAGCACAAGUGCUUAUUGGAGGAAAAAAACAUGAAAAAACUCACACUGUGUAUGAACUAUGUUUGCCAGCAAUAUGCUAAAGCUUUUAAUUCAAGUUAUUGUCAAAUCAUGAAAAGACACUGCAGAGAAAACCUGUGUAUGUAAGCCGUAUGGUAAAGCUUUCAGCACACAUGGUUAUUGUGAAACAUCAAAGAACUAACACUGAGGAGAAAUCCUAUGUAUAUAAGCAAUAUAGGAGAACUUUCACCGCAAACAAAGAUUGCAAAAUUUGUGAAGGUGCCCACAGUUUGUAAAAAUCCUAUGUACAUUAGCAGUGUGUAUUAGCCAUAUUUGAAUACAUGAAAGUACUCCCACUUAGAGAAACACUAAGUAAUGUGGGAAAGGCUUUGGACAAAAACUUAUUCUAAAUUAAUUAAUGGACUCACAAUGGGGAGAAACCCUAAGUAUGUAAGCAAUGUGGGAAAACAGAAAAAUACAUUACUGCCCAGUACAUGAAAAGCCUCACUGCAGAGAAGUCCUAUGUAUGUGAGCUAUAUAGGAAACCUUCCAGUGGGCCGGGGGUUUAGCUCAGCAGUGUAAGUGCCUGCUUGGCAAAUGCAAGGUCGAGUUUGAUCCCUAGCACACACAUACCCAAAAAUACUACUUGAGUUGGGGAUUUAGCUCAGCUGCAUAAGUGCCUGCCUUGCAAGCCCACGGUUGUGAAUUUGAUCCCUGGUACCAAUAAAAAAAAGAAAAAACAGAAAGUCUUCCAGCACAUACAGUCAUUGUCAUGUACAUAGGACAACUCACACUGGGGAAAAACCCAAUGUAAUUAAACUGUGGGAAAUUUUUCAGUAAAUCAUACCAUUUUAAAAUACAUAAAAACUCAUACUGUGGAGAAACCCAGCAUAUGCAGGCAAUGUGGAAAGCCUUUCGGCAUGCAGUGUUUGACCAAGAUACAAAUGGACUCACGUGCUUCAAAUGCUAUGUAUGUAAACAAUGUGAGAAUGCAGUCAGUACAGAGUGAUAUUGUGAAAUACAUAAAAAAUCUCACUUAGGAGAAAGACUAAACAAGCAAAAGCCUCUUUAGUAACAUCAUCAGUAUUCAAAAGGGAGACUAAAAUCUGAACUUAUAAAGGGACUUAUACUGACAUGAAUCACAUGGAGUAGAUCUUUUCUUGAAACAAUAAAGCAUGUUUUAGUCCAACUGGUAUCAAUAAAUAGAUGAAAGAAUUUACAGUGGAGAGACUCACAACAUGGAUGAGCUAUGUAGGAAUAUAUUUUCCUCACCUGAAAUAUAUGAAAGAAUUCUAAUGAAAAGAAAUUAUCCAUAUUCUUCCAAUUGACUUGAAAAACAUGAAAAUACUUCCACUAAAAAGAAAUCUGGGUAGGUAAUGUGAGAAUUCAUUGAUACGAUAACAUCACAAAACCUACAGAUUCAGGAGAGUUAGUAAAAAGUAGAAUAUGAGAAAUCAUUUUUGCAUUUUUUAUUAAAUCUCGCACAGCACAGUAGAGUUCAUAAGAAUGUCCAUCAUGUGGGAACACCUGUAGUCAUUUUGGCUUAAUUCAUGUGGCAUGUUAGCACAGGACUGUGGCAGAACAUUAAUAUAACUGAUGUACAGAAGUUCUCAGUUGCACUGCAUCUAAGAGUGAAUAUUGUAUCUAUCGGUGUUUGUAUGAAACUCUCAGCUAUAAUUUUCCUAAUUCUUUGAUCAAUUUUAUAUAGUUUAAACCUAAAGAUGAGUUAUGUUAGAAUAAGAUAUUAUUUCUCCAGAAAAUGCACUUGUGGAAGAGAUGUCUUAGAGUAUAAAUACUGUAAAUUCAGUGUUAAUGUAGAUUUCUGGAUUAAAUAAUUUGAAGUUUACUUUUAAAAACAUGCUGCAUUUAAAUCUGUGCCUCCUUGUAGGCAGCGACACGGCAGAUUAGUAUUGUUUUCUUAAAGUAGAUGAUAAUUGUCUUUUAUUUGUUAGAGCUGCAGGUUAGGUAUCUUGUAUUUCAAUACACACCAUUAGGUUCAUUAUUUUGGGUUUUCUUGUUUGUUUGUUCCUUUGUUUUCUCUUUAAGUAACUGUGCUGUAACAUGACUCUAAAACUGAAUUUCCUUUAAGUGUUGUUAUUUUUCCACUAGUUUGUAUUUAAACUUUUGCUGCAUACUGUGUACUAUUCUAGUAAGAAUUUUAUAAAUGGAUGUCAUAAUUUAUAAUUUUAAUCCUAGUAACUUCUAUACAUGUGUUUGAGCAUGCAUUUGUUUCAAAUAAUAUGUAAAUUAACAAAUACAUUUUAAUAGUGUAAAAAACAGCUAUAUAUUGCAACAUGAUUACAGAUCACAGGAAGCACAUAAAUUUGUCCACCUUUGCUCUACAUCAGAAACAUUAAUAUCAUGUGUCUAUAAUAUCAGUUUUUUUAAUCAUUAGAUUUUACUUUUUAGGCUCAUAUUACAUGAUUUAUUUUGGAAUUCAUUAUUCAAAAUAUAUCUCUAUUUUUAUGAGUCACCCACUGCCAGAGACCAGCAGGACUAUAUAUUUUCUCAAUGAAGAUACAAUACAUUAUAAUAAGUAACUUCUCCACAUUCCUUAAUGAUGAUUUUGAAUUGUCUGCAAGAACAUCCUCAGCAAUUUUCAUCCUAUUGAUUUUUGACACUAUUGGGUGCUUUCUUUUAUUCACAAUUAGUCAGUUCUUAGCUCUAUUUUUUCUAUGCUGAAAAUAUCUUUUACACUUUGGAAAUACAUUUUUUAACCUGGAAAACUCAAAUCAGUCAUUAAAAUAGAAAUUGAGUAAUUGGUGUGAUUCAUUUGUGUUCUAUUUUCUCAAAUUUAGACAUAGAUUUAUGGUAGUGUUUUCAUUGGUAAGUACCACUGUCAGGUGAUUAAAGAAAAUGAUGUCACUUACACAGCAUAAGAUUUGUUCAUGCUGUCAGGGUGAGACCAUCUGGCAUCCUUGACUUAUUUUGCCUCCUUAUCUCCAAAUACUGCAGUGCUUUGUAAAAUAUCCUGCACUGUUUUCCCUUUCAAUUCAGUAGAAGCUCCAUUUACCAUGAGGUCAGAUUUCAGUAAUGCCAGGUCAGAGCAUAAAUGACAAAUACAUUGAGUAGUCUUAGUACUCUGCACAUUGGUACCUCACCGUAGCCUAAGUUAAUUAUACUCAGACAAGCCACAUUUUAUUUACUCUUUUUUCUUUUUUGAGAUGGAGUCCCUGUAUGCAGUUCAGGCUGGCCUUGAGCUCAGUUUGGAGCCCAGGCUGGUCUCAGACUCCCAAAGAUCCUCCUGCCUCAGCCUCCAGAGUGCUCGGAUUACAGGCGUGAGCCACCAUGCCCGGCUUUUUUGUCAUUUUGAGAGACAGGAUGCUUGCUUACAUUUCACAGCUCAGUUCUGACAAUGGACAUUUCCACUCUGGUGCUUGUGGCAACCAGGCUGUUUAGAUUAAUAAUUUCAUAAUGCAGGAGACGAGGUGGUGGUAAAACAUGAUCAGAAGGCAUAAAGUACAAGCAGUUGGUAUCAGAUGACUUACUCAUAUAAAAGUUUUUAAAUGGCACAAAUAAAGCGUCCACCUAAACUUAACCAGUCUCGAUACUCCAACUUUUUCAUUUACAUGAAGCCUAAGUGAGAUUCGGGAUGGCUUUAGAAACAGUAAUUUACUUUCUCACCCAAGUCUUCUCUAGCCUUCAAAUAAAAGGGAGAAUUUACAUCCACUUACAAGUGAAGUGCUCAUCACUCAGUCUUGGACUUAGUGACAUCUCAGCAUGUCAAGAGUCUGGCUUAAAUGAGCAGAAAUAAAGUGGCAACUCUAAACUCUGUUCCUGUGCGAGUAAGCAAACUUUCACUGGUUGGUAAAAUGUGGCCCACAGCAGAGGAUGAAAUUAACUAGGUAAACAGUAAAAGUUAUCUUAGAUACAAAGGGAAACACCUGAGACAGAUCUCAGCAGUUACGAGCUUCUCCCACCUGUCCGAGGCCAACUUCCUUUCUGUCUCAUUACUGUGACAUCCCAUCAAUGUCCCCUUACAUAUGUGCACUGAUUUGUCUUGUGGCACAGCCAAAUAUACAGUACAGCAUUGAGAUAACUGAGUUCACUGCAUUGUGAUAAGCACUGUGCUUAUCUUUGGAGGAGCUUGGGGCCUCCAUGUCCCUGAGGAUGGCUGUGGUGCUUUUCAGGACAGCCCUGGUCUUUGUUGUGUGACUUCUCUGCUCCAGUGUAGAGCCCUCAUCCACCAGCACAGCUCCUUCACCCCACUGGCAUAGACUUUCUAGCUUCCACUACUGAUCUUUGGGCCUUCCCGGUGCGUAUCCAUAACACAAACUGGUAUGAGUCCUACUUGUGGGCUCUGGACCUCCAGAUGGACUCGUGGGAGACAUUGUCAUAAGCUCUGAGUCUUCAUCUGGACUCAUGUGGGACAUUGCUGUGGGAUUCAGGCCCUCGGCUAAAUAUUCUAUGUCUUCAGUGUUGUGGAUCAAUUUCCUGCAGUUUCUUAUGUUAACUCUGGGUGACCAUUAUAAAAUAAUAUUAUAAACUCCA